Messenger RNA from Larimichthys crocea (large yellow croaker), 2025 nucleotides. It is a transcript of the gene krt1-c5, whose product is annotated as keratin, type 1, gene c5. The record is from RefSeq and is a predicted model, not a curated record. The transcript has 9 exons. The coding region runs from base 90 to 1376 and encodes 428 amino acids. Gene Ontology annotation, molecular function: structural molecule activity. Gene Ontology annotation, cellular component: cytoskeleton. NCBI's taxonomy places the organism in Eukaryota, Metazoa, Chordata, Actinopteri, Sciaenidae.
CAACAACAGUCACUCACACCAUCAGAGCUGAAACCUGACCAAGCAGCACAAGAAAAGAUCUACUGAAGAACUGAGCUUAAUUGGACAACAUGACCUCUGUGCGCAGCUACUCGGUACGUCAGCCAUCUUUCUCCAGCAUGUCUGUGAGGGACAGUGGACGCAGCAUCCGCUCCAAGCCUCCUGUCUCCAUCGGCACACUGUCUCUGUCCCGCUCAGUCUCGAUGGGCAAUGGGCUCAACAUGCUGGGUUCCAGCCUGUCCUUCAAUGGUCUAAGUGUCUCUGCUAGUGAGAAGGAGACCAUGCAGGGCCUGAACGACCGGCUGGCCAACUACCUGGACAAGGUGCGCUCCCUAGAGAGGUCCAAUGCUGAACUGGAGCUGAAGAUCAAGCAGCUCAUGUUGGACCGGGCUCCAAAAGGGCAUGACAUUGAGGGUAUGAUGGCCCAGGCACAUGCCAUCGGACAGGAGGUAAGAAAGAAGACACUGGAGAACGCCCGGAUCAUGCUGGAGAUUGAUAAUGCCAAGCUGGCGGCCGAUGACUUCAGGGUCAAAUGGGAGGCGGAGGCCACCUUGUGCCAGUCAGUAGAGAGGGACUGUCAGGCUCUGAGGAGGGCAAAGUCUGACCACGAUCAGAUCAUCGCUACUCUGCGAGGAGACCUGGACAGCCUGAAGGAGGAGCUCUACUUCCUCAAGAAGAAUCACGACGAGGAGAUGAAUUGUAUAAAGGCGCGUCUGGCCAAUGAGCAGGUGAAUGUGGAGGUGGAUGCAGCUCAGGGUCCUGACCUGGGGGCCAUCAUGGCUGAGCUGAGGGUCCAGUAUGAGAGCAUUGCUCGCAAGAAUAAGGAGGAGGCUGAGGCCUGGUACCUCAAGAAGCGUAUGUGUGUACAGUUAGAUGCAGUGCAGUCGGAGGUCAAAGAAAGCAACGAGGCUUUGCGUUGUGCUCAAAGUGAGCUCAGUGAGAGACGACGUUUCCUGCAGGCUCUGGAGGUCGAACUCGACAGUCUUCGGAAGCAGGUAGGUGUGUUGGAAGGAAACCUGGGAGAAACGGGGCACAAGUACUCUGUAGAGAUGGACCGUCUCCAGGCCACACUGACUCAGCUGGAAGAUGAGUUGUCUCAGCUCCGUUUGGACAUGCAACGUAACAAGACCGACUAUGAACAACUGCUGCGCAUCAAACAGAACCUGGAGAUGGAGAUUGCCACCUAUAGGAGGCUGCUGGAAGGAGAGGAAAUGGUGAAAGAAACACCUCCACCUCCUAAAAAAGACCCAGAGGUAAGGACCAGGAAGAUUGUAAAAGUUGUUACCCAGACCAUGAUCAACGGCAAGGUGGUAGAUGAGUCCAGUGAGGUGGAGCAGAUUGAGGAGCGCAAAAAAUGAGCCAAAUUGUGAGCGAAGAAGGGGCAAAGUAAUGUGUAAGAAGAAAUUUGCCUUAAACCCAAAGUGCCUGCUGGCUGUGGACCAAUUUCCCUUUAUGUUUUAUGUUUUCCUUAUUUUGUAUUAUGUCUUAAUGCCUUAAACGUUCCAAAAGAUAUACUGAAAUGGACUAAAAAUGAGAUCAAGCCUAAAAUAUAUGAUCAGCUUGAGCCCCCCUCAACCCUGAUAAGAAUGAUUGGCCAUGGAAAAUGGAUGGAUGGAUGGAUAGUUGUCCUUUUCAUCACCAUGAUAUAUUUCUGUAGACUAAGAUGGAAUAAAAAAACUAAAUAUAAUAAUCCCCUGAACAGAAAUACCUGUAGAUUGUGCUGCGAUCUACAAAAAUGAAACACGUAACACUGUGGACAAAAAAGUCUAGACUCAAGGUCCACUUUCUAGCUUUUUCUAAGGUCUUUUAACCACAUAUAACAGUUUUUAAGGUCAAGAACGAGCUUUCAGACACACUGAAUUUAAAGAAAUAGUUUGUCAUUUGGGUGAAAUAACACAUCUUAGCUUUCUUUCUGAGAGCUAGAUCUAGCUUUUGGCAUCAGAUUGAAUAAAAGUACUUCACAAAAUGUCAAACUAUUUCCUUUAAUACAGUACAUGCCACAUAAUU